CCGGGCCGAGGAAGAUGGCGGAGUCCGGCGGCGCCGAGCGGCCGCCCACGCCUGUCUGCGGCGGCCCCCGCGGUGGGAGCAGCAUGGCAGACAAGUGCAGCGCCCUGAAAUGCACGUUCUCUGCUCCGGGCCACAGCACCACGCUUCUCCAGGGCUUGGCUUCCCUCCGGGCACAGGCACAAUUGCUCGAUGUCAUCCUCACCAUCAACAACGAGGUGUUUCAGGUCCACAAAGUGGUUUUGGCCGCCUGCAGCGAUUACUUCAGGGCCAUGUUCACCGGUGGGAUGCGAGAAGCCAGCCAAGAUGUAAUCGAGCUGAAGGGCGUCUCAGCCAAGGGCCUGAAGCACAUCAUUGAGUUUGCAUACAGCGCUGAAGUGACCCUUGACCUUGACUGCAUUCAGGACGUCCUGGGGGCAGCCGUCUUCCUGCAGAUGGUACCUAUGGUGGAGCUCUGCGAGGAAUUUCUCAAGUCCGCCAUGAGCGUGGAGACCUGCCUCAACAUAGGCCAGAUGGCCACCACCUUCAGCCUGGCUUCCCUGAAGGAGUCGGUGGACGCCUUCACCUUCCGCCAUUUUCUCCAGAUUUCGGAGGAGGAGGACUUCCUCCACCUGCCGUUGGAGCGGCUUGUCUUCUUCCUGCAGAGCAAUAAGCUGCGGAGCUGCAGCGAGAUCGACCUCUUCCGGGCCGCCAUCCGCUGGCUGCAGCACGACCCCGUGCGCCGGAGCCACGCCAGCCAGGUCCUCUGCCACAUCCGUUUCCCGCUCAUGAAGUCCUCCGAGCUGGUGGACAACGUCCAGACUCUGGACAUCAUGGUGGAGGACGUCCUGUGCCGCCAGUACCUCCUGGAAGCCUUCAGCUACCAGAUCCUGCCUUUCCGGCAGCACGAGAUGCAGUCUCCCCGGACCGCCAUCCGCUCCGACGUCCUCUCGCUCAUCACUUUUGGGGGCACCCCGUAUACGGACAACGACCGGAGCGUGAGCGCCAAAGUCUACUGCUUGCUGGACAGCAGCGCCCGUCAGUUCAAGGAGCUGGCGGAGAUGGAGGUGGGGAGCAGCCACACCUGCGUGGCGGUGCUGGACAAUUUCGUCUACGUGGUCGGCGGGCAGCACCUGCAGUACCGCAGCGGCGAAGGGGCGGUGGACCUCUGCUUCCGCUACGACCUGCACCUGAACCGCUGGCUGCGCAUCCAGGCCAUGCAGGAGAGCCGGAUCCAGUUCCAGCUGAACGUCCUGCAGGGCGCCCUCUAUGCCACGGGCGGCCGGAACCGCUCGGGCAGCCUGGCCUCCGUGGAGAAGUACUGCCCCAAAACCAACGAGUGGAGCUACGUUUGCUCGCUCAAGCGCCGGACGUGGGGUCACGCCGGGGCUACCACGGGAGGCCGGCUGUACAUCUCGGGCGGGUACGGGAUCUCGGUGGAAGACAAGAAGGCCUUGCAUUGCUACGACCCCUCCGGGGACCAGUGGGAGUUCCGGGCCCCCAUGAACGAACCCCGCGUCCUCCAUGCGAUGGUCAGCGCCAACGACCGGAUUUACGCGCUGGGAGGACGCAUGGACCACGUCGAUCGUUGCUUCGAUGUCCUGGCGGUGGAGUAUUACGUCCCGGAGUGCAACCAGUGGACCAUGGUGACUCCUAUGCGGACGGGACAGUCCGAGGCCGGCUGUUGCGUGCUCAACAGGAAGAUCUUCAUCAUCGGGGGCUACAACUGGCACUUGAACAAUGUCACCAGCAUCGUGCAGGUGUACAACACGGAGACGGACGAGUGGGAGAGGGACCUUCACUUCCCAGAAUCCUUUGCGGGUAUCGCUUGCGUGCCGGCGAUUUUGCCGCAGGCGGCUGCCCGGAGGUGACCCUCGCACGACUCUCGUGCUGAAGAGGAACACUCUUUCUCUGACAUAAGUUGUAUGUCUUUGACAGAAAAGUGAACCUGGAAUCCCCAUUCUGCCAUCCUUGUGUCCUGGCAGACGCUCCAUCUCUGCUGGGGACUGAGAAUACCACCAUGAUGGUGUUUCUCAUGAGAGGGAAUGGGUGUCGGAGUGUUUUCUGUCCUUUCUCUUCUCUAACGGAUGUCCUGUCUUACAGAAAUUAAGUAAGCCCUUUUCCCCUCUUUUAUAAACUGGAAAAGGUUUAACUGCACCCCAGUACAUUGUUAUCUGUAAGUUCCUUUGUGUCUGGACACUUCAAAACCGAAAGGAUCCCAAAAUGAAAUCAAGAAGCAACCAAGUACGUCUUGAGCUUGCCUACAGCAAUAAGAAGAACGGAGUGAUGUGGGGCAGUCCAAAGAGAUUAAAGUGCAUGAGCGCGUUCAAAUGUGCAUUUGUUUGUUCGUCCUUUUAAACGCAUUUUAAACAC
Varanus komodoensis (Komodo dragon) is the source of this 2349-nucleotide messenger RNA. RefSeq names its product kelch like family member 26 (gene KLHL26). Gene Ontology annotation, molecular function: protein binding. The record is from RefSeq and is a predicted model, not a curated record. Lineage: Eukaryota; Metazoa; Chordata; Lepidosauria; Squamata; Varanidae. The coding region runs from base 15 to 1847 and encodes 610 amino acids. The transcript has 3 exons.